AUGUGUCAUGCAUGCAGAGGGUCAAAUGACACUGCGCGUGCGCUGUGUGAGUCCCCCUCGUGUGAGCGCGCCAAACUGCUAGAGAGCAGUGCACUAAUCUACCGCGUGCGUUUACACCCAACCCGUAGGCUACUGUUGUUGGUAUAUUUGUUAAAGAUGCCGUCAAAUGUAGAGAUUAAAGCAGUUGUGCGUGAUUUGCGUCACCUUACGCAGCGUGCACAGGAGCUGAGCGGAACAGACGGAACUGUGAUUGGUCAGCAGGACACGUUUUUCAAAGUGCCUGCAGGACGGUUGAAGCUCAGAGACUUCCAGGAUGGGACAGGACAACUGAUAUUUUAUGAAAGGGCUGACACAGAAGGACCAAAGCUGUCAAACUACUCCAUAACCCCUACCAACGACCCACAGGGACUUGUCAAAGCUCUGACGGAUGCGUUGGGACAAGUGGGGCAGGUGAAGAAGAAGAGGAUUUUGUAUAUGGUGGGGCAGACCAGGGUGCAUGUUGAUUCUGUGGAAGGCCUGGGAGAUUUCAUGGAGCUGGAGGUGGUGAUGGAAGAACAUCAAACCACAGAAGAAGGCGUGACCAUUGCAAAUCAACUGAUGCUAGACCUGGGAGUAAAAGAAGAUGAUCUGAUCGAGGGUGCCUACAUGGAUCUCUUGCUUAAAAAACAGCAAAAGGGACAUGCGCUGUAACUCUGGAUAAGCACUUGAAGCAUUUUGUCAAUGAUAGACUGGUUAGCUCCCAUAGUGGCUCCGGCUAUGUUUGAGACCAUUUUUUUGACAUCAAAGUAUUAAAUGUCUAUGUAAAUUUUUGCUGUAGUCCGUCAUACCUCUUGUAAUGCUUUAUGGAUAAAUAGAAUGAUCAAUAGAAUAAACAAUGUACUGACAUUG
Misgurnus anguillicaudatus (oriental weatherfish) is the source of this 888-nucleotide messenger RNA. RefSeq lists its product as uncharacterized. NCBI's taxonomy places the organism in Eukaryota, Metazoa, Chordata, Actinopteri, Cypriniformes, Cobitidae. The record is from RefSeq and is a predicted model, not a curated record.